This is a messenger RNA of Eremothecium cymbalariae DBVPG#7215, 6033 nucleotides long. RefSeq names its product calcium channel protein CCH1 (gene CCH1). NCBI's taxonomy places the organism in Eukaryota, Fungi, Ascomycota, Saccharomycetes, Saccharomycetales, Saccharomycetaceae. Gene Ontology annotation, biological process: calcium ion import across plasma membrane. Bases 1 to 6033 code for a protein of 2010 amino acids. Gene Ontology annotation, molecular function: high voltage-gated calcium channel activity; calcium ion binding. The record is from RefSeq and is a predicted model, not a curated record. Gene Ontology annotation, cellular component: voltage-gated calcium channel complex; membrane. The transcript has a single exon.
AUGGAGGACAAGUCAGAUGGUAAGGUUUUUCAGGAAAGUAAGGAUGGUGAAGAUAGAAACCAGGCACAAGCUUUUCCACAAUCACUUUAUGGGUUACCGGCAUCAAGUUCAUCAGGGCGAACCCCAACGAACGAUGUUGUAUCAUCUUUUAGUGAGGUUGAUCAAAAUGAUUUAAAUAAAGUACGACCCAUAUUGAGGAUACAGACGAGUGGAUUAGACACGCCGGUUAUUCCGAGUAAGAAUCCGAGUACGGUGAGUGUACGUAGCCAUAUUAAGGGCUUUCUAGAUAAGAGGGGCAGUUCCAAAGGCAGCCUAACCCCGCAGAUGGGGAGAAAUUCAGCGGAUAGAGGGUCGGGGGGGAGAAGUUUUGAUGUAAGUUCAAUGAGACCCAGUUGUGAAGUGCCUAGAUCAGCAAAGGUGAUCUCGAUGAUUGAAGAUCAUGAGGUAGAUGAUUUUCUUAAUUUGCAAGGGGAAUUUAUAAAUGCUUUGGAGGAAGAAAACGAUAAUUCCUGGCUUCCUAAACAUACAAGGUUGAGUUCUAUGGACGAUGACAGUGGAUUAGGUGAUAGUUCUAAACCGAGGGCAUCGAAGUUAUCAUCAGCUCUUAUACCUAAUCGUCAAGAGUCGGAAAAUAAUGAGUCGAAUUUUGAAGAGAUUGAACUGAUAGAUAUACCAUUAUAUUCUAAUAAAUUUCAAGCACGAUCUAGAUCGAAGCAACGUUCUUCUAAUGACUACGAUAAGAAUGAUGACAACCUGCCGAACGUUUCAUUUGACUUUAUUGAUGAAAACAAAGAUUCCCAAGAAACUUCCGAAGUCACCCCGGAACCUUUGAUAUUAUAUGGUUCUUCCUUGGGCAUUAUAACGCCAUAUAAUCUUUUGAGGAUGCGGUUCGCAAGGUUUUUGAUGGGCAUGAAUUAUAGAGUUAUGAGUCAGCUAUUAUUGAUCCUGUUUACUUUCUUCAUAUCAUACAGGCAAUACAAUAUGCAAGCAAGUGGUACUCUGGGCAACUAUAGCAACUGGAGUGAUAUUGCCAUAUUUUUAUGCAAUUGUAUAUUUACCAUUGAGAUGGCAAUCAAGAUAAUUGCAUUCGGGUUUUGGGAUGACUCCCAGUUAUUUGAUGCAUAUAAGAAAGAAUAUACUACGGUGUGGCAACAACUCGGUGUUCUGAAGUUUUAUAGAUCCUUGGAAGCUAAAUAUGGUUCAGAAUUAAUGCAGAAGUUAUUUCCAUUCAAAUCUAUCACAGGUGAUGACGGUUCACAAAAAAGCAACUUGAGAAGUUCUAUGACAUUUGUUAAUUCUAACGAACAACAAAAACUUCAAAUUCCAAGGGCUGCUAUGCGUAAUAGUUGGAACCGGAUGGAUUUCUUAUCAACUGUCUGCUUUUGGAUUAGCUUCAUGCUUUCUUUUAAAAAUUAUGAUCUAAUCCAUCGUAUUCGUAUUUUCAAGACACUCUCUGUCCUCCGAAUUUUAAGAUUGACAGACACUGACUCCGGUGUUUCUUCCAUUUUAAAAAGUAUAAAAUAUGGCCUUCCCCAGUUAUUUAAUGUUGGAUUCAUGUUGCUAUAUUUUUGGGUCUUUUUUGCAAUCUUAGGCGUACAAAAUUUUCAAGGUUCAUUCCGUCGCCAAUGUGUUUGGAUCAAUCCUAAUGACCCCGCAGAUACCUUUCUGUAUGAUAAACAAUUCUGUGGUGGUUAUAUCGAUGCAGUGACUGGAGAGCCCAGGCCAUAUAUAUUUGCAGAUAAUACUGAAGCCCAGGGUUAUAAGGGGUUUUUAUGCCCUCCAAAUUCGAAGUGUAUUUCAAACCAAAAUCCAUACAACGGAAGAAUUAGUUUUGAUAAUAUUAUAAACUCCAUCGAAAUGAUUUUUGUCAUCAUGAGUGCAAACACUUUCACAGACUUGAUGUAUUUUACCAUGGACUCGGAUAAUAUGGCAGCAGCUAUAUUUUUUAUUUUCUCAACCUUUUUUUUGACUGUUUGGAUGAUGAAUUUAUUCGUUGCUGUAUUAUACUCAUCUUUUGAGAUAGCUAAUGAAAUGAUACAUGAGCGAAGAACAGAAUCUCGAUCGAUGCAAAAUAUAGUUGUUCGAAAACUACUUCAUUAUGGUAAAAUGAUUAAAACCAAGGCUAACGCAUCAGUAUUUCCGAAUGUCAUGGGGAAGAUAAGGAGAAUAUAUGACCAAGUUGAAUGGGUAUUUGUUCUUGUUAUCUUUGCUGAUUUGAUAGCUCAAGCAACAAUAACAGCAUGGACCACUACUGAGAAGAUACAUGCCUUGUUGCGUAUUGAAAGAAUUGUCAGUCUCCUAUUAUUAUUCGAAUCCAUAAUCCGAAUUGCAAUUUAUUUUCCAGUUCCUUGGAAAUUCUUAGCAAAGCCCAACUACGUCUAUGACCUAAUUUGUGCCAUCAUUUCAGUAAUAAUUACACAACCUAAUGUUCCCGAACGUUUGGGACAAACUUAUAACUGGUUAUGCUUUUUUCAAGUAUCAAGAUUUUACAGGUUUGUUGUUGCACUGAGCAUUACAAGAAAUUUAUGGAAAAGGGUUCUAGGAAAUGCUCUAAUGAUAUGGAAUUUAUCAGCCUUCUAUUUCCUAUUAUUAUUCCUCGUUUCUCUCAUUGUUUCUGUAUAUUUUGAGGGCACUGUAUCUCUGGAGCAAUUAGAUGAAGAACCUUUUGGCAUGUAUUCCUUACUGAAUACGUUUUUAUCAUUAUUUAUAAUUGGAUCGACUGAAAACUGGACAGAUAUUUUAUAUUUACUACAGCAAGAAUCCCCUACAUCAUCUUAUGCGUUUUUUGGUACAUGUUUAAUAAUUAUGUGGUUUAUUUUGGCAAAUUCUGUGGUUUUGAAUAUCUUUAUUGCUGUUAUUUCCCAAAGUUUAAAGGUUGAGGAAAGUGAUAAAAGAAAGUUGCAAAUUAGACACUACCUUGAACACGUUUAUCCUGAAAGAAUUAAACUGUAUAAGAACGCCUCAUUGCUAUCGAGAAUAAAGAAAAAGCUCCUAGGAAGAGAAGGAGAUGAAAACUCUAGAGAUUUUCACCAGUUUAUGUUUAGAGGUACGGCAAUUUUAGCCAUUGCUCAAAACUAUGAAGAAUUGAAAAAGAAUCCUGAAACUUCACGAGAUGAAUCUCGACCUAUCCGCAGUAUUAUUAAAAGUUAUUGGCAGAGAUUACUGAAAAAGUUUAAGUUUACAGAAUACAUUCAAGAUAAUCCUUUCUUUAGGAAACCUGAAGUUGUAUUUGGUGAAACGAAUGACCUCAAUGAACCUAAAAAAAAGUUUUCUCUGCAGCUAAAUGAUUGGGAGGAGGAGAAAUUGGAAUUUCUACGAAGCCAUCCAAUGUUUAAUUACAGCUAUUUCAUUAUUCCACCUAAUAAUGCGUUACGUAAAUUCUGCCAAACGAUUGUUCAACCUAGCGUGGGUAAGAGGACAGAUGGUGUAGUAUUUUACGAAGAUACUACUAAUGUUUAUGGGAGGAAGAAGUACUUCUAUCACAUAAAAAGGGACACCUUUGUGGCUCUGACCUUCGUGUCCACCAUUUUAAUGGUCAUGUUCUCAUGUUAUGUCACUCCUCUCUACAGAAACAAGUUCCAAUCAGAUUCGUGGUCCUGGUUAAAUGUUAGUGAGUGCGUAUUUGUGGCUUUAUUUACACUGGAAUUUUUGGUUAAGACCAUCGCAGACGGUUUUCUCUAUUCUCCAAAUGCUUAUAUUCUAAAUCCUUGGAAUUGUAUUGACUUAGUGGUCCUGAUCUCCAUGUGGAUCGACUUUCUUUCAUGGCUGAAAAAUGAUGGAAAAUUAGCUCGGGUUUUCCGCGGUUUAGACGCUUUAAGAGCAUUAAGGUUUUUGACAAUUAGCAAUACCGCGAGGACUACUUUUAAACAAGUUUUUUUUGAUGGUAUAACGAAGAUCGCUGGGGCUUGUCUCAUUGCAUUGAGUCUUUUGUUCCCAUUCACUGUGUGGGGGUUGUCUUUAUUCAGGGGAAGAUUAGGUGUGUGUAAUGAUGGCGGUUUAGGAAUGGAUUUUUGUUACAAUGAAUAUAGUCAAACAGUUGGUAACUGGGAUGUACUAAUGCCUAGGGUUUAUUCCCCACCUGUGCUUCAUAUGGACUCAUUUGUUAGCGCUUUCAGGAGCUUAUACGAAAUAGUAUCUUUGGAAGGGUGGAUAGACUUGCUAUCCAACCUCAUGAAUUCAACUGGGGUAGGCACUCCUGCAUCUUCUUUUGCAUCAUCAGAAAACGCGGUAUUCUUAGUUUCCUUCAACUUUUUGAGUAUGGUUUUCAUUUUGACAUUAUUUAUCUCAUUUAUUAUUGGUAACCAUGCAAAGACUACAGGUAGUGCAUUUCUAACAGUUGAGGAAAAGGCCUGGUUGGAAAUUAAAAAGCUCUUAUCCCGUGUUAAGCCAGAAACAACACCAAAUCUUUUCACUAUGAGCCCUUUGCGGCAAUUCUGCUACAAAUUAGCUGUAGAACGUCGAUAUUUCUGGUAUACGGUAGCAUUUCAGGUUGUAUUGUACGCUCAUAUCCUGACACUUUUAUUGAGGACAUAUAAUGAAAGUUUUUCUUUGAAUGAAUAUGCAAAUAUUACGUUUAUGACAACGACUUCUUUAUUUUUGGUACAUGAGAUCAUUUACAUGCUUGGUAAGGGUUUUAAACUUUUAAGAAGCAAUUCAUGGGAUGUUCUGAGAAUUUUGAUUAUUCUCGUGUCUUUCUCCCUCAACAUAAUUCAGCUAUACUUUGUGGGUCCAGUUCUGGGGUUCACAAAUAUACAAGCGGUGUUUCAGCUGAUAAUAUUCAUUUUUGUAAUCCCCCAAAAUGAUAUUUUAAGUGAAUUGAUCAAUACAGCAGUGGCUAGUUUGCCAUCAAUAUUAUCGCUAAUAUAUACUUGGGGUAUUCUAUUCCUUGUAUAUGCCAUUGCAAUGAACCAAAUCUUUGGACUAACCAGGUUAGGUUCUCAUACGACGGGCAACAUAAAUUUUAGAACAGUGACGAAGAGUUUGAUUGUUCUAUUCAGAUGCAGUUUUGGCGAAGGUUGGAAUUAUAUCAUGCACGACUUAACUGUAAGUGAACCAUACUGUUAUGAAGAUCCCUCCACUGGAUUUUCCGAUUGUGGCUCAAAGCCAUAUGCCUACGUCUUAAUGAUGUCAUGGAAUAUUUUAUCGAUGUACAUAUUCUUGAAUAUGUUCAUUUCUUUGAUGAUCGAAAACUUCAGUUAUGUGUAUCAUAGAGGUGAUAAGAGAUAUGUUGCCAGAAGAGAAGAGAUUCGAAAGUUCAAGAAAGCAUGGAAUAAAUUUGAUUCAGAUGGAAAUGGCGAAAUCGAAUUCUCCCUGUUGCCUAAAUUUAUGCAUUCAUUUGAUGGUCCUUUGUCAUUUAAGAUAUGGGAAGGAAGACUAUCAGUCAAAAAUUUGGUGAAAAACUAUAUACGUGUGAAUCCUGCGGACCCUUAUGAUGUUCAAGUUGAUUUGGUUCAGUUAAACAAUGAGUUGAAUAGCAUCGACAUUAAGAAGAUAACUCAAAGGAGAAGAACUUAUUGUAGGUUCGUUAGAGAAGUCCACAUGAUAAACGCUUAUUACGGUUGUAUCAAAUUCUCUACGUUGAUCAAACAAAUUCCCUUGUAUACCGAGUACAAUCCUAGAGACUGCUUAGGUAUUGACGAAUACGUGAAGUGGUUGUAUACGGUAGGCAAAGUUGACAAAUUCUUAGAUAACGAAAGAAAUGUCGAUGUUCUAGAGAUGAUUGUUACAAGGUGGAAGUACGUCAUGCACAAACGCCGUAAGAAGGAUCUACCAGAAGUAGCAGCAUCAAGAGGGUCGAUGGAUAAACUGGUUCCAACCCCUUCUUCACCAAUUGUUCCAAUAUCAUCAGACCCAUCUUACAACCUUCUGCAGCUUUCAGAAACGGAAGUCGGUACGGUAAAUGACUUUUUGUGGUCUCCUGGCGACAUUCAAGAAGGACUUUAUGAUUCAUUAACGCAUAGAAACCUGAUUGGUGCCCAAAAUCGUAAUGAAAAAGAAGAAAAUAUCCACGACCAUACUUCAAAAAAUAGUUAA